Messenger RNA from Melospiza melodia melodia, 6513 nucleotides. RefSeq names its product LARGE xylosyl- and glucuronyltransferase 1 (gene LARGE1). Bases 1238 to 3589 code for a protein of 783 amino acids. Gene Ontology annotation, biological process: protein O-linked glycosylation via mannose. Gene Ontology annotation, cellular component: Golgi apparatus. The transcript is spliced from 18 exons. NCBI's taxonomy places the organism in Eukaryota, Metazoa, Chordata, Aves, Passeriformes, Passerellidae. The record is from RefSeq and is a predicted model, not a curated record. Gene Ontology annotation, molecular function: glucuronosyltransferase activity; xylosyltransferase activity.
CUCAGACUCGGGGGCGGUCUCCAGGCACGGGCACGGAGCGAACCCGGUCGGAGCGCGGCACCCAGCGGUCGCUGACUCCGGGCCGGCAGCAAUAGCAGCGACCGCGGCGGUUCCGGAGGGAGCCUCUCCGUGCUCGGCUCCGCCGUGCCGGUGACCUUCCCGGAGCUGAUCGCCAGGCCGGGGCAGGGCCUCCUCUCCCCGCGGACAGUGUGCACCAGGCCCCGGGGAGCGGGCAGGAGGCUGGGCCGGAAUCCCCCGUUGCCCCCGGGUCCUCCUGGCCGCCGGCGGGGCCUGUGCGCCGCGCGGUUCGCCGCCGGAGAGAGGGCGGGGGAAGGCGAGCGGGACGGACGGACGGACGCGGCCGGGCUGCACCUCGGGACAGAGCGGGGCGGCAGGCCCCGGAGAGAGCUGAGCUGGGCGGCGGAGGAGGCGGCCACCUCGGCGGCGCAUCCCGGGAAGAGUCGGGACCUCGCCACCGCCCUCCUCCUCCUCCCACCGUUAGCGGCUCCUCGUCCCGCGGAGAGUGAAGCUGCCGCUGCCGCCCCAGCUGGGAGCCGCUGGCAGACACCUCCGGAGCGCCGGGCUGCGGGGACGGAGCCGGAGCUGCCCGCCUGGAGCGCAGGAGGGGGAAGGAGCGCUUGUUUGCGCGGAGCGGCUGGCGCUGAGCGCCCGGCCCGGGAGCCACCCGGGGAAGAUGUCCUGUGACGGCCCUUGAUCAGAAAGGCUGCAAGUCAUGUAAGAGCCGCAGUAGCUGCAGAGUCUCUGAUGGAUAAUUGGAUUGAAUAGUCCUGUUGUGACUAAGAAUUCCUUGAUUACACAGCUGAGAAAGGAGAGUCACACCUUGAUCCCUCUCCUGGAGAAAUUCUGGAUCCCUAUCACAUUUACCUGUGUCUCUCAACUUGGAUACAGAGGAGGAAUAAGAAAGAACCCAAAUCAAAGAAGGGAAUGGAAGGCAAGCAUGAAGUCCUGCGCCUGACAUGGAAUUAACUCAGAAGUAACUACAGGAUGGGGGCAGACUGGGUGGAAAGUAGCUGUGCACAAGAUGACUUGGGAACCCUGCUUGAUGACAAGUUGGACAUCAGUCAGACGUCCUCAAAGCAAAGAAGGACAGUUACAUGCUGGGUUGUAUUAGCAAGAGUGUAGCCAGCAGGGUGAGGGAGUAAUAUGUGGGAGGCUGUGGACUAUUUGCUUCCAACAUAGGAACAGCCUUGGGUUGGGAUUCUGCACUCCUGAGAGAAUGCUGGGAAUCUGCAGAGGGCGACGGAAAUUCCUGGCUGCCUCUCUGACCAUCCUUUUUGUCCCAGCAAUUACGUGGAUUUAUCUGUUUGCUGGGAGUUUUGAAGGAACCAAGUUUACAAAUCCAUCUGCACAGCUACACAUAAUUGCUGGUUUCCAGGGAACUCCAGCUAACUUUCUUCAAAGCUUUGCCAAUAUACACAGAGAUGGGAAGCCGGUGUCGCUGUCCCCACUGGAGUCGCAGCCGCACAGCCCUCGGUACACGGCGUCGAGCCUGGAGGUGCGCGUGCGGGAGGUGGAGGAGGAGAACCGCGCGCUGCGCAAGCAGCUCAGCCUGGCCCAGGCCCGGGGCCCCGCGCACCGCCGCGCCAACCACUCCAAAACCUACUCCAUGGAGGAGGGCACGGGCGACAGCGAGAGCCUGCGGGCUGGCAUCGUGGCGGGGAACAGCUCCGAGUGCGGCCAGCAGCCCGUGGUGGAGAAGUGUGAGACUAUCCACGUUGCCAUUGUCUGUGCAGGGUACAAUGCCAGUCGGGAUGUUGUCACACUCGUCAAGUCUGUCUUAUUUCACAGGCGGAACCCACUCCACUUCCACCUCAUCGCAGAUGCAAUUGCCAAACAGAUCCUGGCCACUCUGUUCCAGACGUGGAUGGUCCCGGCCGUGCGCAUAGACUUCUAUGAUGCAGAUGAGCUCAAGUCUGAAGUGUCUUGGAUCCCCAACAAACACUACUCUGGGAUUUACGGGCUGAUGAAGUUGGUUCUGACUAAGACUCUACCUUCCAAUCUUGAGCGAGUCAUUGUUCUCGACACAGACAUUACAUUUGCCACUGACAUUGCUGAGCUAUGGGCCGUCUUUCACAAGUUCAAAGGGCAGCAAGUUCUUGGCUUGGUGGAGAACCAGAGUGAUUGGUAUUUGGGCAAUCUCUGGAAGAACCAUCGGCCCUGGCCAGCGCUUGGGAGAGGCUACAACACAGGGGUGAUCUUGCUGCUCCUCGAUAAAUUGCGGAAGAUGAAGUGGGAGCAGAUGUGGAGACUGACGGCGGAGCGGGAGCUGAUGAGCAUGCUGUCCACUUCACUGGCUGACCAGGAUAUCUUCAAUGCAGUCAUCAAACAAAAUCCCUUCCUUGUCUACCAGCUCCCAUGUUUCUGGAAUGUGCAGCUUUCUGAUCACACCCGUUCUGAGCAGUGCUACAGAGAUGUGUCUGACCUGAAGGUGAUUCACUGGAACUCACCGAAGAAGCUGCGAGUGAAAAACAAGCAUGUGGAGUUUUUCCGCAACCUCUACCUGACAUUCCUGGAAUAUGAUGGGAAUUUGCUGAGACGGGAACUCUUUGGCUGCCCCAGUGAAGCAGAUGUUAACAGUGAGAAUCUCCAGAAGCAGCUGUCUGAGCUGGAUGAGGACGACCUGUGCUAUGAAUUCCGUCGCGAGCGCUUCACCGUCCAUCGCACUCAUCUCUACUUUCUGCAUUACGAGUACGAGCCUGCUGCAGACAACACCGACGUGACACUCGUGGCACAACUGUCCAUGGACAGGCUCCAGAUGCUUGAAGCCAUCUGCAAGCACUGGGAAGGUCCCAUCAGCCUGGCACUGUACCUUUCCGACGCGGAAGCCCAGCAGUUCCUGCGCUACGCUCAGGGCUCGGAGGUCCUGAUGAGCCGCCACAACGUUGGCUACCACAUCGUGUACAAGGAGGGGCAGUUCUACCCUGUGAACCUGCUCAGGAACGUGGCCAUGAAGCACAUCAGCACACCAUACAUGUUUCUGUCCGACAUCGACUUCCUGCCCAUGUAUGGACUCUACGAGUACCUCAGGAAGUCUGUCAUCCAGCUAGACCUAGCUAACACCAAGAAAGCUCUGAUUGUACCUGCCUUUGAGACCCUGCGCUACCGCCUCUCCUUCCCCAAGUCAAAAGCAGAGCUGUUAUCUAUGUUGGACAUGGGAACCCUCUUUACAUUCAGGUACCACGUCUGGACGAAAGGGCACGCGCCAACAAAUUUUGCCAAGUGGCGAACGGCCACCACUCCCUACCGCGUGGAGUGGGAAGCAGACUUUGAGCCAUACGUCGUCGUCAGGAAGGAUUGCCCAGAGUAUGACAGGCGCUUUGUGGGAUUUGGCUGGAACAAAGUAGCUCACAUCAUGGAACUGGAUGCACAGGAAUACGAGUUCACGGUGCUGCCCAACGCCUACAUGAUCCACAUGCCGCACGCGCCCAGCUUCGACAUCACCAAGUUCCGCUCCAACAAGCAAUACCGCAUCUGUCUCAAGACGCUCAAGGAGGAGUUCCAGCAGGACAUGUCGCGCCACUACGGCUUCGCGGCCCUCAAAUACCUGACGGCAGAGAACAACAGUUAGCAGCGUGGGGCCCCUGCCUGGCCAACAGGGACACUGAGGCAAGAGCCGCUCAGCGUUUGGGGCCUGGCCUUCGAACUCCAAACUGAGAAAUACUUUCUGUUUUUAUAUCAUACUUGGCAGUUCUAACAGUAGAAAUUUGAAGUGACAUAUCUUCAGACGAUGCUCGUUCAUCCCUUCCCCGACUGCCCCGGCUCUGUCAGCUUCAGCGUUCGUGAGGCGCGUGUGAGCGGGGCCGGCCAGGCGCCCUCUGAGCCACCCAAGGUGGGACUGGGCAGGGGCUGGGAUUGCACUCCGCUCUCUUGACUGCAGAGCACAGACAGACCUUCAGAAUAUAGGAUUUCAUGUUGCUAUUUAAUAAUUUGACAUGCUUUUUAUCUGUAAAGGAAGAUCUUCGGGUCUCUGUCCUGUGAAUUUCAAAUCUGCACUACUUUAAAAGGGAACUUUCACCUGUGAACUUUCACAGGGGCCUUGUUAACAAUGGAUGACCUUGUUAAUGCAGGAUGAGCCAAAGGUCUGAAUUAGCCUUGAAAACACAGGGGACACUUGUACAAUACUGCACUCCUGAGAAGGUGUGUUACUGGCUCAGUUGUAUACAUUAUAUCAGUUGAUCUUUUUUUUCUCAAAUUAAUUGUUUUAUCAGGAAAAUCCCCUAUAUCCCACCCUGCCUUGGCCCCAGUCCUAAAUGCUGCUCCUUUCCUUGCCAAGGAAAUAUCUCCCUUGUGUUUCUUUGCCAUCUUCUGUUUUGGUGGUCCAGUAAAGAAGAUCAGUUGCUCUGCCAGAAAGUGAACAGAACUUGUCAGUUUAAAGUCUGUUUUCAUCAGAGCAACUUGUUCUCAUGUGUCUCAUAAGAUAAAGGGCCUGGCUCUAACCCUUUAUCUCUUUUAGGCAGGAAUUGGAUUUUACCUGUAAGGCACAUUGUACCAGGGGAAUACUGAUUUGUAGGCUCAUUUCAAUGCUGCCCAUCCAUGAAGGCUCUGGGCCUUAGGCUUUAAGUGGACUUCUUUGCUGAACAGUGAAUAUAAACGAGUAAAAGGCAACUAGUAGCCUUGGUGCUCUCCUGCUGCCUGCCGCAAGGUCUCAGAACUACUUCGUUAAAGGAGUUUAUAAUUAAAAGGAGCAGAACUGUUAGGAAUAAACUCCCCAUUGGACGGGGAGAAAAGAAUGUGUUGGGAAUCUGAGUGAGUGUUUGCUUGAACGUGGACUGGUCAAGUUCACAACAUCGGUACACACCAGAAUUUGCUGGAGGGCGAACAGGAACCUAACAAGCAAAAUGCAGAAAACAAGACAUUGGACUUUUUGCCAUUUUCUUUAUCUUCAGUAUUAAUGUUGUGUUUACAUGGGAGGAAGAGAUGAGGUGCACUACCCCUUUCAGGGCUAUUUGUAAUUUCUGUUGCAAUGUUAAUAGAGAAAGCAGAAACAACUCAGUGAGAAAUGUGUCUGUCUCCCUGCCCCAAACCCCAAACAACCACAUGUACCAAUACCACUGCCUGAGCUGGGAAAUGGAUCCAUAUUGCGUUCUGCUCACGUUUUUCCAUUUUGCUUUUCAGCCACUGGACCUUCUACUUUCUUCCCCACCUCAUCCCUCUAGAGCUUGGUUUUAUUUCUAACCUGACAUUUUGUGAGAGAUUUCUGAUACGGUGGAAACCACGCAGUUAAACCAGACAUUUAAACUACAAAUAUCAGUUCAUCAUUCUGUGUAUAUAUAAGAAAAGCCAAAAAAGGCAAUGUCUUUGACAAGAAAUAAAAAGGGGCGGGAGGCUCUGUGUAGUUUUCACUUUUUCCCCUGGGAGUGUUGGCUGCAUAAGAAUAUAUCUCUGCAUAAUUUUCCAAAGAGCUUUUUUCUCUGUUCUUAAUGGCUUUAUGUAAAGAUUUACAUAAAAAGCUGGAGAGAGCUGGGAAGAAGUGAUAUUAGUGCUCAGUGCUGGCCAAGAUACGUUCUUUUAAAAACAUCAAAGUCUUAACUCCCCAAGUCCUGUAUUACGAUUAAAUGCAGAGGUCAUUGUACUGAUUGAGAAUGAGAAGAACCCUGCAGCACAGGGACUGUUGAUUAGCCAGUGUGCAGAAAGAUCCCAAAAGCUGAUCUAAGAGAGGCUACCAUUCAUUGUACCUACAAGAAAUCUCCAGUCAGAGCUUCAGUGUGGCCACCAUUAUGUUCCAUAUGCAUUCCAGAUGUACAUUUCUCCUUGGCUUAACAUUGCCCAAGGGUAGGCUGGAUUGCCCUACAGCAGCAUAACCAUUAUUUGGCUGCUCCAUUAUAAGCAUUCUUCUCAUUAUUCUCUUCUCAGUGGUGAAGGAUGGGGGAGCAAGGAGGUAAUGAUUUGCUACUUGCCUGUAGGUUGAGUCUUGGGACCUCCUGGGUAGGCUUAGGUGUGCUGGCUGGUGUAACCAGCUCAGAGAUUGGUAGUAGGUACAAAGAGUCCCUUUUUUUUGUCCUUAUAGACACUGUACUGACUUGUAUCUGUCAUGUCAUAUUUGUUUCUGUGCUUCAUAAUUUGAGAGGUAUGGGUCUUGGGGGUUUUUUAGCACAUUUCAAACAAUUUACCUGAUGGCAAGUUAGGACUGCAUAUCUGUCUGUAACUGACAGGGCUCCUCCAACACCAUGAAAAACUCCACCACCGACAACAAAAAAAAUUCCCAACUCAGUUAUAACACUGGCUGUCUUCCAGUCCUCUGCUGUAGUAAGUAUUUGCUAGGAACUUUGUUACUUAAUUCUCAGUUUUCUCCUGAAAUCUUCCAGAAGUAGCAGAUAAACCUGGUAACGUAAUGCAUUUGAUUUAUUGAUUUGUUCCAGCAACUUCUCUCUUGAGUCUUCAAUCUAUGACCUCUCCUUAUCUUUGAUAUUUGGAAAGUGUGAGUCUCUCGUUUAGAUACCACUCCAGCACCCUCUCAGUGAAGACUGAUGCAAAUAAAUCAUUUAGAUUCUU